UAUACGAGAGUAGGAUCUGUGCUAUACAUUCUAUGUACACAAUAUCCUAUAGGAAGAGCUCUUUGGCGUUUUGCGUCAUUCGUACAGAGAGAAGACCAUCUUGAGUUGGAUAUUCAUCUGGAGCUCUUCGAAGAGAUGCAGCGUUCAAGACCUCUUGGUAACUCUACGGAUAGGCAAUGGGAAGCAGAAAGGCGAGGAGCUAAGAGAGCAGAAGCCAGACUCAACAAUGGCAUUCAAGAAAUCGAAGGCGCUCAGCAAUACCAUAUGAACAGCAUGACCAAGGAACAAAAACGAUUACAGAAAGAUCUCGCCAGAAUCAAGCAAGCAACUGUUAAGAAAACUUCAAGCAACAGCGCAACAAACAUGGGGAAGAGAGGUCAGUUGGCAGCCACUUCUGCAGGACCAGUCAUGGCAUCGGGCUCAUCUAUGACUCUUCAGAUGCGUAUCAAUGACUUCAUGGAUGGUGUCAAAAAGGGGAAAGCCGAAACGGAAUCAUCACCUUCUGGACCCAACAUAACUGAAAUUAAAACGUCUUCAUCUAGGAGGUCCAGCAUUGUUUCAGUGACUGGGGACCUGCCAGGAAAACCAUCCGGCCUUCUGUCUAAUACAAAUGAUAAGCCAAUUGGCUCGGCAAAUGCACCAUUUCCAAGGCAAAGACGAGGUUCUCUUUUCAAGGAUAAGCCAGCUUUUGAUGAAGAAAUCUAUGCCCCUGAUGGGGGUCUCCGCACCUUACAUACUAUGCCUGACUUUAUGGAUUCCUUUGAGGAAGCCAAAAAUGCCAGAUAUAUUCGACACAGAGUGAAGCCAGAAUCUGAAAUGGAACUGAGUGUUGAUGAAAUAUUUGAAAAGGAGGAUAGCGGCGGCUUCACCGAAGAUGAAACGAUGGACAGCGCUAUGAAAACAAUAUGAAACGUCUCUUUUACCAGAUGACAUAGACCAGAACCUUUUUAUCAUGAUCAAUGCUUUGACAAUAUGAGCCGUGACUUCAGAAUAAAUGUAUCUCUGUACAAGUUGUCUUUUAUAUCGUGAGUUAAAACAGGCAGGGCCAUCUAUCAUUUCACCCCAUUGUCAUGUGUGUUUGAUGUUGUACAUUUGUGUCUUUUGUCAUUAUGUUUACUGCUUCCUGUGAUUGGAUAACUGCAGAAUAUGUUGGCGCUAUAUAAAUAAAGGUCAUUUUUUUUAAGUUGCAAUACUUUUAU
Messenger RNA from Hyla sarda, 1199 nucleotides. It is a transcript of the gene CCDC190, whose product is annotated as coiled-coil domain containing 190. The transcript is spliced from 4 exons. Lineage: Eukaryota; Metazoa; Chordata; Amphibia; Anura; Hylidae. The record is from RefSeq and is a predicted model, not a curated record. Bases 136 to 909 code for a protein of 257 amino acids.